CGGUAGGCACAGCCCAGGGACAGUCAGGUCAGCAGCGCCUGCGCGGGCGCAGUCCUGCCUCAGGGUGGAAGAUGCGCGCGCAGCGCCUUUCGCCUCAGCGGAAGUUUCUGCGUGGCAACUGAGGUGAGUCCCGUCACCGCCGUGGAUUCAAGAGUUUGACGGCGGAUACUUGGUUAUCCACCCCAGUCACCAAGUCCAGAGGACACUGUUAAGAUGGAGUUUCCAGCCCAGUGAAUCUUGAGUGCCAGACUGUGACCCCAUAAAGCAUGGUCACCUUCUGUCCAGACUGUGGGGAAAGUAUUGAAACAUCAUUCAAAUUCUGCCCCUACUGCGGAAAGCAUUUGCCUACAGGGGAACAUGAGAGGCCCCAGACCUUUCUCGGAUCGCUUUUGUCAUCUUUCCGAGACCCCGCCCACCCUCGCGAUGACCUCACACGCACCCCCUUGUUACGCGUCGACGUAAAAAACUCAAAGAGAGAGAGCACCAGUUCUGAAACCACUCCCAAGAAAGUGAAAUGGUCCAGCUGUGUCACCUCUUCCCCGUCAUCCUUCUCCUCAAGUGGUUCUGGGUCUGAAGGUACCCCCGGUUCCUGUGAGAAACCCAAAGGGUCCCGGAGCAGACCCCCAACCCCCAAAAGCAGUCCACAGGCGACCAGGAUAAGCCCCAAGACACUGAAGCGGAGCCGGGCGACCACCUCACUCCAGGCUUUGCCCUCAGGGACGGUGCUGAUAGAUAAGAGUGGGCAGCAGUGGAAGCUGGGAUCCCUCCAGACCAGGAACGACCAGGGCAUUCUCUAUGAAGCUGAGCCUGUCUCCGCCUGCAAAUCAAGUUCCCAGAAACAAGGAUUCUCGCUUAAACUAGAUGCCAAGGAUGGGCGCUUGUUCAAUGAGCAGAACUUCUUCCAGCGGGCUGCCAAACCUUCGCAAGUAAACAAAUGGAAGAAGCUGCACUCCACCCCCCUACUGGCCAUCCCCACCUGUGUUGGUUUUGGUGUUCACCAGGACACGUAUAGGUUCUUGGUUCUCCCCAUGCUGGGCAGGACCCUUCAGUCAGCCCUGGAUGACAAUCCGAAGCAUAAAAUGUCCAUGCAGUCCGUGUUCCAGAUGGCCUGCCGGCUGCUGGAUGCCCUGGAGUUUCUUCAUGAGAAUGAGUAUGUUCAUGGAAAUGUGACAGCUGAGAAUAUCUUUGUGAAUCCAGGGGAUCUGAGCCAGGUGACCCUGGCAGGCUAUGGCUUUGCCUUCCGCUAUUCCCCAGGUGGCAGACAUGUGGCCUACAUGGAAGGUAGCAGGAGCCCACAUGAAGGAGACCUCGAGUUCAUUAGCAUGGACCUGCACAAGGGAUGCGGGCCCUCCCGCCGCAGUGACCUCCAGACCCUAGGUUACUGUUUGCUGAAGUGGCUUUAUGGGACCCUGCCAUGGACAAAGUGCCUUCUUAACACCGAGGAUAUCAUGAAGCUGAAACAGAAGUUUCUUGACAGCCCGGAGACCCUCGUGGGACAGUGCAGUCGCUGGAUGAAUCCCUCAGAGACCCUGCAGACGUACCUGAAGGUGGUGAUGGCCCUCAAGUAUGAUGAGAAGCCGCCCUAUGCCAUGCUGAGGAAUGACCUGAAUGCCCUGUUGCAGGAUCUGCGGGUGUCAGCCUACGACCCCAUGGACCUCCAGAUGGUACCAUAGGUGCGUUCUGAGAAAAUUUUUUGAGUCUUAAACUCCUCCCUUGCCACCCCCGGCCCUGCUUUCCAGAUGCUACUUGAUGUUUAUUCCGGGUAGAUGCUGGAUUUUCCCACAUGGUUCUUGAACUUUCCAACCCCCCCAGGAGUCACAAAUAGCAGAAACCUGACUCAAACUGGCUU
Molecule: messenger RNA, 1849 nt
Organism: Hipposideros armiger (great roundleaf bat)
Lineage: Eukaryota; Metazoa; Chordata; Mammalia; Chiroptera; Hipposideridae
Gene: VRK3
Product: VRK serine/threonine kinase 3
Exons: 15
Coding region: 267-1673 (468 amino acids)
Biological process (GO): protein phosphorylation
Molecular function (GO): protein kinase activity; ATP binding
Source: RefSeq, a predicted model, not a curated record